Molecule: messenger RNA, 1295 nt
Organism: Blepharisma stoltei
Lineage: Eukaryota; Ciliophora; Heterotrichea; Heterotrichida; Blepharismidae
Source: the annotation of a GenBank genome assembly
AUGUCAGAAAGGACACGAGCAGCUAUUAUUGAUCAGGUUGGUAAUAUCAACACCCUAGGCGUAAAAGAUAUAGAAAUCAGCAGAAUCCCUGAGAACUUUGUCGUAAUAAGGACUGAAUUCGCAAGUAUAAGCCCAGGUGACGAGCUUUUAUAUAAAGGGACAUUUGGUUAUAAUUUCCAAAGCAACACAAUUGGCUUACUUAAACUUAAAUGCAGGUUUGUCUUCUGCCUAUUGAUGAGUAGUCACCAAGGAUCCCCUAGUGGAUUCACAACAAAAGAUAGGGAAAACUUCUUUGAGUUAGAUGACUAGCCGAGCAUGGAUCGGCUCUUGCACCAUGGCACCUGCGAAGUAGGGUUCUGCGUCUCCAUCCUUACCUAACGACUUCAGUGUUUGGUAGGAAGGCUAUGGACUUCUGUGGUGUGCUGAUUGGCUUGAAUGUUGUCCGCAUAAAAUCUCAAAAAAUAGAGCUUUCAGUAAAAAGAAAAAUUAAAAGUCUGAAGCCUAACUCCAAGUUUAAUGCUAGGAAGAUGCCUGAAUAAUUUAUGCAUUGCCUGUAGACACUGCUUGGCGUUCUCUUUUCUACUCUGAAUCCACCUUUUCCCUCAAGGUAAAAUCCAACCCUGAAAGAGCUUUAGGACUAGGCUUUGUGCAUUACCUGAAUUGCUUACCUAAGUAUUGCUCUCAAAACCUUAUGGAUAUAAAUAAAAUCUGCCUGGGCUGAUACGCCAUUUUAUUUAUAUGCACUAUUGGCUUACAAGGCAGUGGAACCGUAAUUAAAAGCGGCGGAAGUGUUUUAGCUAAUUCUCUGCUAAAUAAAAGAGUCGCAUUUAUGUCUUUUGGCCAUGAUGCCAUUGGGUCAUUUUCUGAACUAGCUUUAACUGAUGCGAAUUUUGUGCUUCCAAUUAGGGACGACCUAUCUUUUGAAGACGCCGCAAGUGCGUUUACUGCUUUGACAGUAGAAUACAUUAUGAGUAAAAUCCGAAGAGGAAACCAUAGAGCAGUUAUACAAAAUGCAGCAGCAAGCAGUAUCCUAUCCCUAUUUUAUAUAUAAAAAAUUUCCUAUAUAUUUAGCCUUAAACAAACUUAAAGUGAUAUAUUAUAUUGGUAAAGCAGUUAUUAAGUAUUGUAACUAUUAUGGAAUUGAAACUAUUAAUAUUGUCAGAAGAGACGACCAAAUAGAAAUUCUAAGAUCAAUAGGUGCAGAAAACGUGUCAGUACAACUGAAGCUGGGUGGAAAGAUAGGGUGAGACAAUUGUCUAGGGAAUUGAAGGCAACAGUUGCAUUUGAUGCUAUAG